Drechmeria coniospora is the source of this 1920-nucleotide messenger RNA. Its product is annotated as tetratricopeptide repeat domain containing protein. Bases 1 to 1920 code for a protein of 639 amino acids. The record is from RefSeq and is a predicted model, not a curated record. The transcript is spliced from 7 exons. Lineage: Eukaryota; Fungi; Ascomycota; Sordariomycetes; Hypocreales; Ophiocordycipitaceae.
AUGGACAACGGUGACCGAAUACCUCACACGAGUGUCUCGUAUCAAGAAAGCGGCCACGAUAUGUCUGCAAAUGAGGAGCCAUUGACCCAGCUCGACAAUGGCCUGUCACGGAUGUCACAAAACUGGCCGGACCCAGACACGCAGUCAUCAGAAUGUAUAGGAUUCCCACUUACUGACCAGGUGACGACUCUCGGUCGCUUUCUGUGCGGCUGCCCCGGGUUCGGCUGGGCGCCAUCAAGCGAAUACACGACGCUUCCCAAUGAACUAAUACUGGCAAAUGAUCCGAGCAAACCUUAUGCUACCGAGAAGCAGCCAUCCAUGCUGUCACACGUCGGAGGGGGCGACCUGGCAUUGCUGGAUAAUUUUGAAUACGGUACUUUUCAAUACCAGACGUUUCCCUCGUUCCAGCCCCCUAGUAGCCUCUCAGCGGAAGACAAUCUGGAUCAGUCCUGGCAGCCAGGCCUUGUCGAUGAUGCAAUGAUCCAACAUGCAAACCCCGUCCCAGGACGCUACGGCAAUAACUACAUUGGCCAAGAGUCUGCAGAAUUUCGUGCGGGAUAUUGGAACCAUGAAAGCCAAAUACAACCACUCGGUAGCCCGACUGAUAUUUUCGAUAUUCAUUUUCGCGAAAUGCCAUUCAAUGCAGGCGACUCUCAUCUCAGCAUGCUGCAUCCCACAAGAUUCGGAGACUUGCCAGGAGCUGCCUUGGCGCAACAUGAAACAUCCCAGUUUGACAUUAUGUUCCCUCAUCAGCGUGCCGGCAAGAGAGGUCCUUUUAAAGAUAUAAAGCUGCGUGAGCAAACAGCACAAACGAGAAGGACAGGCUCAUGCAUUCGAUGCAGGAUUCAGCGUAUCCGAUGCGAAUCCGAUCCCACAAAUCCUGGAGGCAAAUGUCUGACUUGCACGAAUGCGCUUUACAAGCCUGGUCAAGUUCCCGGGUACGAAUGGACUAGUCGAUGGAAGACAAGCAUUACAGACCCUAUCCAACAGUGGGAGUCGAACGAGGUCAAAGUAAUCCACGUAUCCAGCAGUUGCUCGAAGAAACACAUCGAGCUUCAAGUCCGGCAAUUUGUUCCCCAGGUCGGCGACAAGCUCACCCGUACCUGGGAUUACAAGGGGAUGAGAAGAUCUGUGACGAUACCUCCAUACGCCUUGAUCGACUUGAAUAGAACAACAUCAGCCUACACGGCACAUAUGCACGACAUCAUGACCGACACACUCGAGAACGUCCUGCAGGACUCGGCAGGUGGACUGUUGCGCAAGACUUAUUUCUGGGCUGUGAGACGAAUGAUGGACGCGUUCGUGCCAGCAGAUGCCUCUUGGCUACUCCGCCAAACGCUGACGUUGUGGGUAUCUAUUCGGCUCUCGACCACUUCGAGCUUCAUCGUCGGGAACGAAACGCUAGGAAUGCCCGGCACCAUCUUGGACACGACAAGCCCACACAGCGGCAAGAUUCCGAUCCCUCCCGUACUGGGUGCACAAUUAGACCUCGUGCUGAUCCAUCAUAUUCAAUCCAAACUUCGACGAGAGGUUCUCGACGGUCUGCAGAAGAUGGUUCUCAAGAACAAGCAGAGCACGUGGUUUGUGGCGUAUCUGGUGACCUUUAUCUUGCUGCACAAUACGUCACUGAUCACAGCUCACGAUGCUGGGUAUGCUCGCAAGCAUGGUAUGAAGCGUCGCUUUGCGCGGGAGGAUAAGGUUCAAGAGUAUCACACGGACCAAUGCAACGAUAGGGAUCUGCGGCUACUGGCCGACUUGAGUGACGAUGAGAUCCAAUUUGUCCACGCCACCCGAUAUGUCAGCGGUCAAAAUCGACAAGCAUGGAGGCAGUUAUGGGACUCGGGCGCCUGCGAGAACGAUUUCUAUUUCAUCAGUCAGUUGUUUGAGGAAGACUGGAAGCCGCACAUGACAGUGGUCUAA